This is a messenger RNA of Triticum aestivum (bread wheat), 1159 nucleotides long. RefSeq lists its product as uncharacterized. NCBI's taxonomy places the organism in Eukaryota, Viridiplantae, Streptophyta, Magnoliopsida, Poales, Poaceae. The record is from RefSeq and is a predicted model, not a curated record.
AACGCUAUCAGUGGCUGGUCUUUUCAGCUCUUACGGAUGGAGGAUGGUGGACUAGGCCUCGCUGCUUUGUCGGGACUGACUGUCCAAUUAUGGGAAAGGAAACUUAACUGUGACGGUGUUGUCGGAUGGGUGUUGCUGCAGAAAACCAUUCCUUUGGAGGGGUUGCUUCCAAGCACAAAGCCUUUGGUAUUUAUCGUGGGGUAUGAUGAGGACACAAAUGCGAUUGUUCUGUCUACGGGGAUUGGCAACUUCAUGAUCCAACUUGACUCAAUGCAGAUCAAACAUAUCAUUAAAAGAAAUGACAUGUGUAUUGACAUGUUUUAUCCCUACCAUAAUUUCUACACUGCAGGCAGGGGAGUUGGGUGGAAAUGGGUGGAACUGGAACUUUGAACACUUGUGAUAUAGUAAUGUGCUAUCUUGGUUUGAAUGAGUGAGGUAAAUUUUUGUGCAUGUUAUUUGUAUGUCUUUAAGGCAGCAUAUCUUUUUGUCUUGGAUACUUAGUUUAGAAGAUGAUGCAUGAUUUAUUGUUGUAGGUUGUAAUGCGUUAAUGUGAAUAAAUUCUAAACUGUCUAGUUCCCACAUUUCUAAAUAAUAUGUUGUUGAUCUAGAUCAAUCUAAGAAGUCUAGUCUUAACCUCUCUUUGACGCAUUCAGUCACUGAUCUUUUAUGACCUACUGCGAUCAUAUGUACUCAUGUAGCAAAAAACAUGAGGACAUUGCUGUCAACCAUUACAGAAUAUUGUUCUUCUAUUGUUGUUCUCUGUUUGUAUUAUUGUUCUUUUAAUAGUAUAAUUUUGAUUAGCACAAUGAUUCAGCUUUAGAUUCUUUUAAAUUAUAUAAUUUGCACAAUUGAAAAGUUAAAAUAUACCGUUGAAAUCAUGCAGAAAUUUGAGUUCUUCUGGGAAGUAGUAGUGCCAAUUGGGUUACUCACAUGACACUGAUUGUUCUGCAGGUACCUCGAGUUAUACAUGGGUUGCUGAAAUGAAGAAAAAUGUCUAGUUGGUUUAGUCUGCUCCAUAUGCUGAAGCAUGUGAUGUGGUUGACGCUGAGAUUGCACCUCUGUAGUAUGUAGGUUGUUCUGCUUUUAUGUACGGUUGUCCAGGAAGUGGAAUUUGUUGGAUUUAAUUGUCUCAGCUUGUGUUCGUUAUUAAUGACUUGUA